AUAUUUGGAAGAAGAAGAAAACACAACAAUCUCCAUCAAACAAUCUCAACAAUCUCAACGAAAACUUGAGAUUUAACUAUCACUCAUUUUGAGUGAUAGUUUGUGUCAAAUCAAACAAACAAUGCAUGUAUUGUUUGCGCAGAAAAUUCAAAAAAACGAUGCAGUGUGGACAUUACAUGUAUGUUAUUGUUGAGAUAGUUGAGUUGAGAUUGUUUUGUCUCAGCUUUUAGCUGAUGCGACAUACACAAUCACACAUACCAAACGUUGUAUUCUAUAAUACAUCAAAUUCGACAAUACAUGUAUAAUAUUAUACAUGCAUUCUCAACAAUACAUCUAUUUAACAAUCGCAACUUCCAAACGACUCCUAACUAAAUAAUUUGAUAUCACAAAGUAUAACACGAGAUUAGUUAAUAUUGAACACUUAACUAGCUGGAGCUCGAGUCGGCUCAUUAAUAUACGAGACGAGCUCAAACUGGAGAAAAACUCGACUCGGCUUGACUCAUUUGCAGGCUUAUGACACAUCUAUUAUCUAAGCUAGAAGAGAUCUUUGGGUCGUACUGUGUUGCAGUUGAUUGGAUCGUCCCCAUCCAUAUGGUCUGGUGGUGGCACAGAAAGAGAGAAAGAAAGAAAGGACAUUUCGUGGGCAGAAUAUUUAUACGGAUGAAGCCCAUGCCCAUGAUUGUUGGUGGCUAGCUAAUUCCUGACGACCUUUUCCUUUUCUAAAAAAAAUGGAAAAUCGAUCAAGUAGUAUUAUAUAUUGCGAAUGAGGAUGGGCCACGUGGUGAAGUUUGCAAGUGGCCACGUCGAUCUUCUGUUAUCUAGCUACCAACAUGCAAACCCACUUGUACUAUACCUAAUGUUCGACUUCCAGGCGGAUCGUGUACAUAUAAUAAUAUGCCAGAAAAAAGGCUUCUCUUUACGGGUUAAUGACACAAAUAUUGGGUUUUUUUAAUUUACCACUAAUAUGGCCAAUUAAAAAGUAUUGACACAGAUAUUAUGUUUUGCAGAUAAGAAUCGGCGAGGCCACCUGUGACUCAGGCGCUGCCGCUUUAGCUUGUUUUUUGGACCGUUUUAUUUAGUUGACAGCGGCGGCGCUCAAAACUCAGGCGGCACCGCCUGAGACCUAGGCGAGUAGGUGGGAAAUCAUCCCAGGCGGUGGCGCCCGAGACUGAGGUGGCACCGCUGGCUUAUUGCUGGCCACCCACCUUAUAAAACCCAGACAAUUUCAUUUCAGAUUCACACCACACAAAAAAUCGUCCAAAAUAGAGGAGAGAGCUCUGGUUGCUACUGCAAAAAUGGCUAAUAGGUAAGAGACACAUUUAUUUUUGUAAUUAUAUUAUUCAAAUGCUAUUAUGAUUGUGUUUAGUUUUAAUUAGUGAGUUUUUUUUAGUGAUUUUAGAAGAUUUGAAUUAGUUAUUCGGUGGAAAUCGGAGAAAGUAGAGGAUAAUUUGGGCGUCAAAUUCGUUGGUGGUAGUAGUUUUUAGUUGACGGUUCCAUCCAGAGUCACAUAUCACAAACUUUGUGAGAAUCUAAUUCCGAGAAUACGGCGCAGAGACGAAGCAGUAAAAGAUAGUGAUGUGAUCACAAGAUUCACUUACCGUCUUCGAGAAUGGCAGAAUGGUGUUUUAUUUCAUUAUGCGAUACCUAUUGUGGAUGAUGAUAGCUUGAAUGUGCUUUGGAAUUUUAUGGCACAAAAUCCUUAUUGUUUGGGUGCUGAGAUACAUGUUGAGCUCAGUGAGAAUCAGGGUGGAGAGGAAGAAGAUGAUACAUGGAGCGUGCCAUCCGAUCAUGACUAUGAUGACGGUGAUGACGGAGAGGAGGAAGAUGAGGAGGAGGAGGAGGAGGAGGAGGAAGGAGAGCAGCUUAAUUAUCCUCCAUAUUUUUACUUGCAGGGUAAUGAAGAGGACGAAGAAUUAUCACUUGCUGAUUCAUAUGGCGUAAUUCCAAUGCCUAUUGUUGAUAGUUUUGAAGGAGAAUUCUACAAGGGGCAGAUAUUUCACUCGAAACAAGCUGCACAGAUGGCGAUUAAACACCACGCACUACAACGCAACUUUCAAUAUGGCGUGGUGGAGUCGUCACCUUCAAUCUGGAAGGUCAGAUGCUUGAGGCACAAGGAUGACAAUUGUCCUUGGAUGGUGCGGUUUGGAUGUCGAGAUGUUGGGGGCGAAUGGACUGUGAGAAAGGCUGAGUUGGUGCAUUCUUGUAGCAGUACGACUCAACCGACGGAUCAUCGCCAUCUUGAUGUCGACAUGAUAUCUGAGGCCGUCAAACAUUUGGUACGUGCCCAACCAAAUCUGAGUGUUCUAACUGUCCAGGCCGAGUUGAAAGAUAAGUUUAAUAUGCAAGUUACUUACAAGAAGGCUUGGUAUGAGAAACAAAGAGCAUUGGAGAAGUUGCAUGAAAAUUGGGAAGAAUCCUACAAUUUUUUGCAAACAUUCUUGCGGGUGGUCAAGAGAAAAAUGCCAACAUCGGUGAUUGAUUGGGUAAGAGUUCCUUCGACUCAACCAGGUCAUUCAAUAUUUCAGCGAGUAUUCUGGGCUUAUGGACCUUGUAUAGAUGGAUUCAAGAAUUGUCCAGGCGUCAUGGUUGUGGAUGGAACAUUUCUUACUGGGAAGUAUAAAGGAGUGCUACUCAUGGCGAGCUCAUUUGAUGGCCGGAAGAAGAUUUUUCCAAUUGCAUUUGCCAUGGUGGAGAGCGAUAAUACUGAGAGUUGGCCAUGGUUCAUGAGGAAGGUUUAGGGUUUGACUGAUCGAAAUGAUGUAUGCAUCAUCUCAGAUAGACAUGCAGGACUCUAUGAAGCCAUGAAUAACCUCGGAAGAGGUUGGGAGUGGAGGUGGUGCAUGCGACACUAUGCAAGCAAUUUGCAAAGGAAGACUAAAAGCAAAAUUAUGUAUAAUCAACUAUUUCGAGUCGG
Molecule: messenger RNA, 2914 nt
Organism: Linum trigynum
Lineage: Eukaryota; Viridiplantae; Streptophyta; Magnoliopsida; Malpighiales; Linaceae
Source: the annotation of a GenBank genome assembly